This is a messenger RNA of Entamoeba histolytica HM-1:IMSS, 1687 nucleotides long. Its product is annotated as actin, putative. The coding region runs from base 37 to 1167 and encodes 376 amino acids. The transcript has a single exon. Lineage: Eukaryota; Evosea; Mastigamoebida; Endamoebidae. The record is from RefSeq and is a predicted model, not a curated record.
AACAAAAAAACUAAAAUAAAUUAUCAUUAAAUAAAUAUGGGAGACGAAGAAGUUCAAGCACUUGUUGUAGAUAAUGGAUCAGGAAUGUGUAAAGCCGGAUUUGCUGGUGAUGAUGCACCAAGAGCUGUAUUCCCAUCCAUUGUUGGUAGACCAAGACACGUUUCAGUUAUGGCUGGUAUGGGUCAAAAGGAUGCUUAUGUUGGAGAUGAAGCUCAAUCAAAGAGAGGUAUUCUUACACUUAAAUAUCCAAUUGAACACGGUAUUGUUAACAAUUGGGACGAUAUGGAAAAGAUCUGGCAUCAUACUUUCUAUAAUGAACUUAGAGUUGCACCAGAAGAACAUCCAGUUCUUUUAACUGAAGCCCCAAUGAAUCCAAAAGCUAACAGAGAAAAGAUGACUCAAAUUAUGUUUGAAACAUUCAACACCCCAGCUAUGUAUGUUGGAAUUCAAGCUGUUCUUUCAUUAUAUGCCUCAGGUAGAACUACUGGUAUUGUUAUGGAUUCAGGUGAUGGAGUUUCACACACUGUCCCAAUUUAUGAAGGAUUCUCACUUCCACAUGCUAUUCUUAGACUUGAUCUUGCAGGACGUGAUCUUACUGAUUAUCUCAUGAAAAUCUUAACUGAAAGAGGAUAUGCUUUCACCACUACUGCUGAAAGAGAAAUUGUCAGAGAUAUUAAAGAAAAACUUUGCUAUGUUGCUGAAGAUUUCAAUGAAGAAAUGCAAAAAGCUGCAUCAAGCAGUGAACUUGAAAAGAGCUAUGAACUUCCAGAUGGACAAGUUAUUACUGUUGGAAAUGAAAGAUUCAGAUGCCCAGAAGCCCUCUUUCAACCAUCAUUCCUUGGUAUGGAAUGCAAUGGUAUUCAUGAAACUACCUACAAUUCAAUUAUGAAAUGUGAUGUCGAUAUCAGAAAGGAUCUUUAUGGAAAUAUUGUUCUUUCAGGAGGAACAUCAAUGUAUCCAGGUAUUAACACCAGACUUGAAAAGGAAAUGAUUCAAUUAGCACCACCAACAAUGAAGAUUAAGGUUAUUGCACCACCAGAAAGAAAAUACUCAGUCUGGAUUGGAGGAUCAAUUCUUGCCUCACUUUCUACAUUCCAAAACAUGUGGAUUACCAAGGAAGAAUAUGAUGAAUCUGGACCAGCUAUUGUCCACAGAAAAUGCUUCUAAGUCAUUUUUAGUUUAAUUUCUUAUUUUAUUUUCAAUAUCUUUUUAAUAAAAAUUUUAAAUCAUAUAUUUGUUAUAUUGUUGAUUGAAAAGAGUGUUGGCAGCACAUUAGAAAACGAAUCAUCUAAUGCGAAUCUGUUAGAAAUAAAGCUCUACUGGAGAAGUAGAGCAUAUUGAAGAAACUGAAGCAAACACUUCUCAAUAUUCAUAAAAUCCAAUUGUGGAUAGUUGAAAAGAAAUUAAUUUAGAAGUUAGAAUAAAAACAUAAAUUAUUUGUUGAUUAAUAAAACACACUAAUAUUUCCCUCAUUUUUCCUUACUUCUGAUAAGGAAGAUGCUAAUCCAUAAGUUAGUUUAUGAAGUUCUCUAGAGCUUUUUCUUAAAAUUUGCAUAGACUUACUUUUUGGUUGUUUAGACAAUAAGUUCUUCUCUUCUUCAUGAGGGACUGGUGUGUCAACGUCUUUAUUUAAUGUUUCAAGUUUUUCAUUUUUCUUUUGAGGUUCAGGUGGUAAUUUAGAUAAUCC